GUCGUUAUGGUCCGACUUUAUUAAACCACUACGUAAGCCAGAGUGCACAAACAGGAGAGGAGGAUAUUGCAGCCUCCUUUCUCAUCGAGAGUGCGCCGGCCGCGCGACGCUCAGAGUGGGCGGACUCUCUCUAAACGAUCUCGAACCAACGGAGAUCAGCGAUCGCCGCUCACGUUCAUCCCUGAGUUCUGAACUGAGGAAAGAAGGAGAUCUCUGAAUGGUUGCUGAUGAACGGUCGUUUCUCCACGCUAUUACCCGGAACCCAGUAAUUGUUGCAGGCGAUACACCCUCAGGGUCCUAGGAACGAUGUGCAACAUUUGCAGCCCUCAUCGUUCCUCGGUCACAAGACACGACGUAAAGGUCAACUGACGACGUCGACACAACCAACAGCAAUACGGCGACAAUACGUCGAUCGGGUCAGACACUGAAGGAAAAAAGAGGGCAACCGUUUGUCAAAGUGUCACAUCGAGUAGAAAAAGCUAGUUCGAGAUAUUGAAAUCAGAGGAGAUGGAUCUGUAGCUCCUACUACAACUACUACUAUCUCGCUAGCUGUUGCUGUUGCUGCUGCUGCUGCUGCUGCUGGUAUAGUCACCGGGCAGUCAGUCGUCUGUGGAGAAAAGGAAACAUGUCCGGGCCGCAUCUCCUCCUCAUACAUAUCGAAUGAGUUCGCUUCUCUGCAGCGGCGGCUGCGGGAACGUCUUGUCUUCAGUAAGCAGAAGAUCUAUAGCGUUCGUCGCGCGUUUUAGGAGAGGUUUCGCUAGUGCGGUGAGGUGCGCGCCGAGUGUCAUCGAAAAAUCGUCGUCAAACCGUAGGAGAUAAACGUCGAACUGACCUGACGACGUUGUGGGAAGUAGACCGAAUGGUAGAUUCAAGUCGAUUGGUGUUUAUCUGAGGGCUGGGCCAUACUGCCGAAUUGAAAGGACCGAAAUGCGGACGCAUCUUCGUCUGUGCCGUUCAGCCCAAAAGUGACGUGAGUUGUAUUAUCUCGUGGACACGCUGGAUUACGUCAGUUGCUGGAAGCAAGACAGCACGCUGUUUACUGAGUGAAGCUUAGCAUGUGCGUAAAGGCAUAAAUUUAUGGCACUGAUGUUGCCAGCUCGGAAGGCCUUUUUCCUGCUAUGGUGCCCAUGACAACUCAGAAGAUGUUUGUUAGAUUAACAAGUGGCACUCACCAUAGAUGCUCCGCUGUGUACCACUACAAAAUGGCAAUGGUGUUGAUCAUGUGGUUGAUCAACGUCGUGGCAAUGAGUUCGCUGGUAGCGACUGCUGAAAUUUCCCCGACGCCACGGUUUAUCCGCAGGAUGAGUCAGUUGAAAGUUGUAGCUAUUGGAGAAACCGUCAGCCUCAAUUGUAGUGCAAAAAGGGCGACGAAUUACACAUGGACCAAAGACGGUGAUUCCGAGUUGACAAGAUAUUUUGGCACGAAGGUAAAUGGCUUCGAGCGAUGCGUUGACUCAGAUUUGACCGCCUUAAUGGUGGCGAACAAGCAGAUACACGUCGAUGGGCCGAUUCUGUCGAUGAAAAAGAUUACCAAGCACGACGAAGGAAAUUACACCUGCUUGGCAUCAAACGAAUUCGGAUCCGUCAGCCACACCUUUGAGGUCGAAGUCAGCGAUCUUUCCAACGCCAGUCCAAUGAUUUAUCCCGGAUAUUUAGCUAACAAGACGGUGUAUACAGGCGAGAAUGCGACUUUCCAAUGCGAUGUGCUAUCAGCACUUACUCCUUAUGUUGUAUGGGUGAAGUUUGAUGACCCUGAAAGCCCAGAUCACACCAUUCUCUCGCGCUCAGGAAAUUUGACUCUGUCAAAUGUGAGCGAGGCACACGAAGGCGAGUACGCGUGUCUUGCAGGAAAUAGCGCAGGUACGACCUUCCAAAAGGUCUAUCUCCGAGUUCUACCAGGCCCAAGACCUGUCCCACUUCCAUUUGAGCAAAAUUACUGGUAUUUCAUUACUUUUUUCGUUGCGGUUUCGUCAGUUGCGAUUUUGCUGUCUCUGCUCGUAUUCAAAUGUUGUAGGAGCAAAAGCAAGAAAAGUGAUAAGAUACCGAUGCAGCUGCUUGGAAAUCAGCAGAUCUACGUUGUAAAGAAACGAAUCACGCUUGAGUAUGUGAAUAAAGGCAUUGACGACUCGUCUUCACUUUCGCCUCAAGUGAAGAUCACGCACCAGCCUACGUAUAUCGCCAUGUCCGAUAAGCAGCAAUCGUUCUCUGAGUACGAUCUGCCGCUCGACCAGAAAUGGGAAUUUCCUAGGGAGCGACUUGUUCUUGGUGAAAUUCUUGGUGAAGGAGCGUUUGGCCAGGUUGUCAAAGGCGAAGCGUACGGAAUACGGCCAGGCGAUAAAACAACUGGGGCAACCGUCGUCGCAGUGAAGAUGCUCAAGGAAGGCCACACCGAUCUUGAUAUGGUGGAUCUCGUGUCGGAAAUGGAAGUACUGAAGACAAUUGGUCAACAUAUCAACAUUAUCAAUUUGCUUGGCUGCUGCACACAAGAUGGACCGCUGUACGUAAUCGUCGAGUACGCGUCACAUGGUAAUCUUCGAGACUAUUUAAGAAAUCAUAGACGGAGCGCUGGUUAUCUUCAGCCGAUUGUUGGAGGUGAAGAGCUUGUGCAGAAAACGCUCACCCUCAAAGAUUUGAGCUCGUUCGCGUAUCAGAUUGCAAGCGGCAUGGAGUACCUUGCCUCGAAGAACUGCAUUCACAGGGAUUUGGCUGCUCGUAACGUUCUCGUCGUUGACGAUGUGAAGUCGAUUUGCAAAAUAGCUGACUUUGGACUCGCUCGUGAUUUGCAUGAUUACGGUUACUACCGUAAAACUACAAAUGGACGACUGCCGGUUAAAUGGAUGGCACCAGAAGCUUUGUUUGACCAGGUGUACACAUCGAUGAGCGACGUAUGGUCAUUUGGUAUUCUGCUCUGGGAAAUUAUGACUCUGGGAGGAACUCCGUAUCCGGCCAUGGCCAGUGUCAACAAUCUCUUCGAUCUCCUAAAGGCUGGCAAGCGCAUGGAACAACCGAAAAAUUGCUCCAAUGAAAUGUACGUGAUUAUGCGGAAGUGUUGGUGUGAUAACCCCUACGAACGGCCCUCGUUCACAACACUCAGGGCUUGGCUGGAUCGUCAGCUAAGCGUCUGCAGUGAAUUGGAUUACGUGGAGCUCGGCAACGGUGUUCCGACGCCUGAUACUCCCCCAACAUCCCAGGAAAUUGAGACAGAAGAUGCGGCAGAAUCGAUGGAGCAGCCGGAAGCUACGCCGUUCAUCGUUGAUAAACUAAUCCUGCGCUCUCAACAGUACCCGACCGCAUUUGAGCAACGCGAAUAUUUUAUGAGGUGUUCAUAAAAUUGCAAAAAAAAAAACGAAAGAAUUAACGGAGCGUUGGUUCACACGUGUAGCUGGCAUAGCUUCAAUCUCAGGCUCAACCGUUACCAGCGGCGCGGAAAUCAUCAAAUGUUUUGUUAACUUCCAGUUAAAGUAGAACGUACAGAAAUGAUACUUACUCGACUGUCGUUUGUUAGAGACAAGUUCACCAUCGAUACGAAAGGCUUUUUCAGUGAGAUGAAUUAGCCAUCUGAAUAGAGCAGUUUGGAAAUUUCCAACUACGAUUUCAAUGGAUUAUUUUCACAGCUUUGCUUAAAGCAAUUUUGUCUAAUCUAAUUAAUUAUGUGAACUAGUACACUGAUAAGUAUCCAAGUUACUUUCUAGGGAAACUGAAGAGCCAUGAAGCCAGUUUCACCUUACGAUCGUUUCAGACACGUUCGCUUACCAUGCCAGUGUUGGUCUCUUUCCUAUCUUGUCAUCUGAAUCUGAGAUCCGAUUACGUCUGAGCAGCUUUAUUUAAACAGGUGUCUUUUGCACCCUAGGUAAGUAUGAAGAGUUUUCAAACGCGUAAAUUUAAUUAAGCGUAAGCUGGGAUAAUAGGCUAACAGCAUAACGAGGCCAGACUGCGCCAGCAAUAAUUGGGUGCUAGACAAAUAAACCGCCGUAGGAACUUCAUGCGAUUUGCCAUACACACGCUCUCGUUGUCUGCAAAGGGAAUACUUUUUAAAAAAAGGGCGGACAAUGAAAUGAAUCUUUAAUAGCGACGCUUGAGGUCGCUUUGAUAUCUAAACUGUGUUUUUUUUUUGUGUAAAAUAAUGUACAUAAUCGAGCGCAGAAUCAAACAUAGUAGAAUAGAAAACCUAAUUUAUACAGUUAUGUACAUAUUGUAAUAUCAUACUAUCUGUGAAGUUUACUAAUAUUCGGUAAAGUUUUAAAAUCAUUAAUAAUCAACCAUUGUGUUUACUGCUUGUUGUAUUGUCGGCUUCAAUUGGACAACAGCGGAGGCAAAAUAAUAUGCCGGAUCUACUGAUAUAUAGACCACGAGGAAGCAUAGGCGCUUUGCGCCAAAUACUAUUCAUCUCUUGCCAUUUUAUCUUAACUUAUUACCGCUAGAUAAACCUCUAUAAUGUUAUCAAUACUGUGUUCUAUUUAUUCGCUGCUACGGGAUUAUAGUUGUUCCUUAACUACGAAACCCAAAUUAGGUUCAAAUGGAAUCUUUCUCCCAGUGUUUCAUUCAAAUGUAUGCGCAUAUUUACUCCGUUUGCCAAGAGGACAGUAUAAGCCACCAGGUUCGCAACCUUAAGCCGGCAAAAAACACAAUUUUGUCCGAACAUUUUUUUUUUAUGGUAAUAACCGUUUGUGCACAGGCUGGUAGAAUAUAGGAAAGGCCACUUUGUAGCCCCAAUAUCACGACGUGACAACACGUUCAUACGGCGAUCGUUGAAAAGUGGAUACUCCUAAUCCUGUCACAUUACUUAGCGUUGGCUUCCUUCCAUAAAUUAAACGUCUCAACGAACUAAGCUAGUAAAACGUAAUGCACAGAAGAGCUCAAAGCUUCUAAGCUAGGCUGGGGCGCUAUUUUAAUAAAGCAACCAUGUGUGCCAUAGGAUAGGACAGUACAUAGAAAUAGAUGAAACAAAAAAGGCUCCACUUUUUUAUUUUAUCUCGUUCUCUGAUUUCUUUAAGCGAGCAAUAAGAGAACUAUCAAUUAAGCAGGUGAGCUAAACGAUCUUCAACGCGGAACUAUCAGCGUGCAGUGGUGCGGCAGCUGAAUGCGCACGGUUACCGUUGCAUUAGUAGGGCUCGAAGGCCACGAUGAACUAAGAGUACGAAAAAUGUUGUUACAAUAUAGAUAAUAUUGAGUGAAGGAAGGCUGUCUUAUUUAUUGUCGGAUCGGACAAACGACAAGGACCCUGUCGUUCGUUGUCCUAACCUGUAUAUAUAACUGUAGUACAUCUUUAAUGUUAUGUUAUUAUAAGUAGCAAACAAUCAUAUAAAUAAUGAUCGACGUCAUGAAGUGGUUUUGUAUAAUUAUAUGAUGAUUAUUACUGUUAUAAUCAUCUUUGCGUUUUAAUAAAGUAGAAUUUAUAUCAAACUAUA
Molecule: messenger RNA, 5408 nt
Organism: Varroa destructor (honeybee mite)
Lineage: Eukaryota; Metazoa; Arthropoda; Arachnida; Mesostigmata; Varroidae
Product: fibroblast growth factor receptor 2-like
Biological process (GO): positive regulation of kinase activity; cell surface receptor protein tyrosine kinase signaling pathway; multicellular organism development
Cellular component (GO): signaling receptor complex; plasma membrane
Molecular function (GO): transmembrane receptor protein tyrosine kinase activity; ATP binding
Source: RefSeq, a predicted model, not a curated record